Molecule: messenger RNA, 569 nt
Organism: Schistocerca americana (American grasshopper)
Lineage: Eukaryota; Metazoa; Arthropoda; Insecta; Orthoptera; Acrididae
Exons: 3
Coding region: 30-344 (104 amino acids)
Molecular function (GO): peptidase inhibitor activity
Source: RefSeq, a predicted model, not a curated record
UAGCGACAGCAGUUACAAACGCAGCGGCCAUGGGCUCCUUGCUGUGGCUUCUGGUCGCUAUAUUGCUCGUUUCUCCUUCGGCGUGUGCGCGGACCAACCCACGUUUUACCGUCCUUACAAAAGCAGGGGUCAUCCAUGGGGGACCUGACGGUGUUCAGUUUUUCAACAGCUCAGGAAAAGGGCACGGACGAAUGGACGGACGGACGGACAACGAAAGAGAGCACUGCUACGUACCUUCAACAAGGUGCACGCCUAACUUGACAUACAAGACCCGAUGCAACGAAUGUCGCUGCAACGCCCUCGGGACGAGUGUCGAUUGUAUGCGGAAAAACUGUGAAGACUAGGAAUAGCGAGGUGUGUACGGCUACCUUUGUGAAACUAACAGCAGGCAAUCCUCCCGAUUUAUGCAGAUGGUAAAAAGAAAGACUGACAAUCAAAGUAUUCAUUACAAACUUUCACUAAUAUGAUAAUGUUGGUAACAUUGUGCCUAUAUAUUGAAGGAAAAUUGACCAUUUGUGAGUUCCGACUGUAGUUUGUUAUGAAUACGCACAAACCCGAUUGCUUUAACU